This is a messenger RNA of Ceratotherium simum simum (southern white rhinoceros), 716 nucleotides long. Lineage: Eukaryota; Metazoa; Chordata; Mammalia; Perissodactyla; Rhinocerotidae. The record is from RefSeq and is a predicted model, not a curated record.
UGUGGAGGAGCCACUUGGGUCCGGAGCAGGGGCGCAGGGAGUGUCCCAAGAACCACUGAGGAAGAUGUGGGACCCCUGAGGCCUGCCUGCCCAUCCUGCUGGCCAUGCUGACCUUGGCAUCCCCCCUCCCCGUUACCAAGAUGGUCUGGGCCCUCCUGCUCCUGGCUGCCUCCCUGAGUGCUCAGAGAGGAAGCUGGGACAACCCUACCUGCACCAAGGGCGUGGUGUCUGUGUCCAGGGGGGAGCACGCCAUAAUGGCCUGCAACAUCUCCAACCCCUUCUCCCGCGUCACCAUCUGCCUGCGUCCGGCCCCCGGGAAGGACUGCCAGCACAUCUUCAGGGAGGUCGCCCCAGGACACUUAUCCUGGGCUGGGUGGCAGCUGCGGGUUCAAGGAGGCGUGGCACAGCUGGUGAUUGAGGACGCCUCAGACGCCCAGGCUGGCCAGUACAAGUGGCAUCUCCAAGGACGCCAGAGAAGCGUUGCAACCACCACCCUGAAUGUCUCAGAGCCCGAGGACCUGCUCUUCACACCUUCUUCAGGCCCAGAGUUGCCACGCCCCCUGUCCGAGGUGGGGAGCCAGUCUGACGUGGUCCUUGUCAUCCUUGUCAUUGUCACACUCUCCAUCCUGGUGGUCGGCAUGUGGGCCUGGUACAGAAGCAAGAACAAGUUUGGGGACCCUCCUGCCAGCGGUGGCGAGGGCCAGCAGCAGGGAUGA